GGUCAGGAGCCCCAGGCAAGGCGGGGGGCGGGGCACGGAGCCCCUUCCGGUUGGGCGGUGCUUGAGCGCGUGAGUAGAGCCGGUGGAUGAGCUAAGGCUGGGGCAUCCUGGCCUGUGGGCGAUAGGAGGAAAGGAUCUGAUUAUCAUGGACCUGCGACAGUUUCUUAUGUGCCUGUCCCUGUGCACUGCUUUUGCCUUGAGCAAGCCCACAGAAAAAAAGGACCGUGUGCACCAUGAGCCUCAGCUCAGCGACAAGGUUCACAACGAUGCUGAGAGUUUCGAUUAUGACCAUGAUGCCUUCUUGGGUGCUGAAGAAGCAAAGACCUUUGAUCAGCUGACACCAGAAGAAAGCAAGGAAAGGCUUGGAGUGAUUGUAGAUAAAAUAGACGCGGAUAAAGAUGGGUUUGUGACGGAGGGGGAGCUGAAAUCCUGGAUUAAGCACGCCCAGAAGAAAUACAUAUAUGGCAAUGUUGAAAACCAAUGGCAGGAGUUUGAUAUGAAUCAAGACGGCUUAAUCUCCUGGGAUGAGUACAGGAACGUGACUUAUGGCACUUACCUGGAUGACCCAGACCCAGAUGAUGGAUUUAACUACAAACAGAUGAUGGUUAGAGAUGAGCGGAGGUUUAAAAUGGCAGACAAGGAUGGUGACCUCAUUGCCACAAAGGAAGAAUUCACAGCUUUCCUGCACCCUGAAGAAUAUGACUACAUGAAAGAUAUAGUAGUACAGGAAACAAUGGAGGAUAUAGAUAAGAAUGCUGAUGGUUUCAUUGAUCUAGAAGAGUAUAUUGGUGACAUGUACAGCCAUGAUGGAAAUGCUGAUGAGCCAGAAUGGGUUAAGACAGAGAGAGAACAAUUUGUUGAAUUUCGAGAUAAGAACCGUGAUGGGAAGAUGGACAAGGAAGAGACCAAAGAUUGGAUCCUCCCCUCAGAUUACGAUCAUGCAGAGGCAGAAGCCAGGCACCUAAUUUAUGAGUCAGACCAGAACAAGGAUGGCAAACUUACCAAGGAGGAGAUUGUUGACAAGUAUGAUUUAUUUGUGGGCAGCCAGGCCACAGAUUUUGGUGAGGCCUUAGUACGACAUGAUGAGUUCUGAGCUGCGGAGGAACCCGUGUUUCUUCAAAAGUAAUUUAUUUUUACAGCUUCUGGUUUCACAUGAAAUUUUUUGCGCUACUGAGACUGUUAUUACAAACUUUUAAGACAUGAGAAGGCGUAACGAAAACCAUCCCGUCCCCAUUCCUUCUCCUCUCUGAGGGACUAGAGGAAGACUGUGCUUCUGAGGAACAACUCUAACUAGUACACUUGUGUUUGUAGAUUUACACUUUGUAUUAUGUAUAACAUGGUGUGUUUAUUUUUGUAUUUGUUCUCUAGUUGGUAGUAUGAUAUGAAGGCUCAAGAUCCUAAACUCGUAGGCAAAAAUUAGCCCUUCACCUUCUCUGAACCCUUACCAUAUAAUUUUUAUAAUUAUGACUUAACCAAUUUUUUUUAAAGCCUGAGAUCAAUAAGAAAUGUUCAGGAGAGAGAAAAAGGAAAAAAUAUACCCCACAAUUUAUAUUUAGAGAGAUAACACUUGAUCUUGCCUGUUGAAAAGUAUAUUUCAUCAGUGGUAGGAGCCAUAUAUUCCAUUCAGUUGCUACAGGUCCAGCAACUGAUCCUGGCAAGGACAGAUCCCUAUGCUGUAAGAAAGUUUGGCUCAACUUCAUUUCAUUCAUCCUUUUUUCCCCCCUUCCCUGUAGGACUGUUUGCUGAUUUUGUCAAGCACAGCUAUGGUAGGGAGAGUUAAGGCCAGUGUCUUGAAAAUCAAGUAGGGUGAUCUUUUUACAGAGCUAUAUAUAGAAACAGCUGGAAAACUAAAAGAAAAAUACAAGUGUUUUCAGGGCACACUUUUUCUGGACGUGCAUCUGUUCAGGUGCUCAAGACUGUCUUGCCUGUUGAAUCACUGUAAGGGCCCCAUGCAGCUCCCAUUCCCCUAGGUUAUCCAAGGAAUUUUGUUUUUACCACAGUUAAAACGUACUCCUUUCUAAUCAUGUCAUUGAAAGUGCCUUUAACAAGAGAAAUAUCAGUGAAUGAGGAUUCUCUUAAGAAACCCUAAGAUAAAAUAAAGAGAAGAUCAUUGCACCACUUUAUGUGAAAGCUUAGAACCUCCCAGUGUAGUGGGGAUUUUUUUUUUCUUUUCUUUCUUUUUCAGACAGUGGUUAAAUGCAGUAUUAGUUGGGAGCUUGGUUGCAGUGUUCUUAUUUUGUGGGCUAGUUUCCAAAAACCACAUGCUGCUGAAUUCACCAGGGAUCCUCAUACCUCAGAAUGCUAACCACUGAACCGCCAGGCCUGUUUCUGUGUCAGCUGGAGAGCUUGAGCUCAGACUCAAAGAUGAGAGGGCCUACAGAGAGUGCUCUUUAGUUUGAGGACCAUUGCUCACCCUUUAUCCUUUUGACCUGUCACUCCCAGUCCCCCAUCACCCCCGCUUCCCCCUGCCAAAAUAAGAGUUUGUCUUGGAUCAACAGAUUGCCAAUCCUUAUCAGAGAAGGACAUUGCAGAAAGAGCUGAAGAAACCGUCCUCUGUUCCUUGCUCACUACCCAUGUUUUACAUAACACGAACUCUGUCUUUUUCGGUCCCUUUCUUAUACAGAUGGACCUCUUUUGAGAGAAUUUAUAGUAUUCCAAGUUUUUAGCCCUCAGGUUACUAAGAUAAAUAUAUGUAUAUUUAACCUUUAUUACUUCAUGUAUCUUUCUGGAUAAUAUUCAGGUGGUGCUGGGUGAUUAUUAUAAUCUGAACCUAGGUGUAUCCUUUGGUCUUCCAUGAUUGUGUUGAGGUGGGUUACUUGGCCAGGUAUCACGUGACUUCACCCCAGCCUUUGCGUUGAGCUCUUGAGAGUGGAUACACUCUUUUAAGUUUAACCCCAGUUUAGGGGGAAUGGAAAUUCUCUGCCCUCCAGAUUCUCCAUUUUUAUCAUUAAGACCAGAGAUAACUAAUAAUGUCAUUAACCCUGGCUUAGAGCACAUCAUGACUGGCAGGAGAGCCUUGCAGCUCGCUAGGGGCAGAGAGCCCAGGCCUUAUGUUAAAGUCACGCACUUAGAAAGCAAACCUUCAUCUGCUAAGACAGCCCCUUCUGGAUACUGGGUGCUCAGCCGCAAGCAUUGUACUCUAAUCUCUAAUGAUCCCCAUGGAGUAUUAUUAUUACUUUUUUUUGUUUGUUUAAAUCAAGUUUGGGGCUGGUGGACAGUAGCUGCACACCCACAUUGUGUGUCCUGUGAACGCUAGCUCUCUUGAAUUUGGAUAUCAAUUAUUUUUUAUAGAGUGUAAACCAAGUUUUAUAUUCUAUAAUGCAAACAGGUACCUGUUUCUAAAUAAAACUGUUUACAUUC
This is a messenger RNA of Pteropus alecto (black flying fox), 3360 nucleotides long. It is a transcript of the gene CALU, whose product is annotated as calumenin. Bases 146 to 1093 code for a protein of 315 amino acids. The record is from RefSeq and is a predicted model, not a curated record. Gene Ontology annotation, molecular function: calcium ion binding. The transcript has 7 exons. NCBI's taxonomy places the organism in Eukaryota, Metazoa, Chordata, Mammalia, Chiroptera, Pteropodidae. Gene Ontology annotation, cellular component: endoplasmic reticulum.